This is a messenger RNA of Malaya genurostris, 1136 nucleotides long. RefSeq lists its product as uncharacterized. Gene Ontology annotation, molecular function: phosphatase activity. NCBI's taxonomy places the organism in Eukaryota, Metazoa, Arthropoda, Insecta, Diptera, Culicidae. The record is from RefSeq and is a predicted model, not a curated record. Bases 94 to 1008 code for a protein of 304 amino acids. Gene Ontology annotation, cellular component: cytoplasm. The transcript has 2 exons.
GGUUGAACCAGUUGAUCAGUUAGUUGAUGCGCUUCGGUAAAAUUGGAGGCUUUUUUUCUCUUGGAUUAGCCAUUUCAGUGAACGUAGAACAAUAUGUGUUCGAAGCAGAUCCGACAUAUACUGGAACUCACGCCCCAAGAACGGAAAGAAUUUGUGGAUUCUUUCGACUCUGUCAUUUGCGAUUGUGAUGGUGUCCUCUGGACCGUUUUCGAACCCAUCGCAGGAGUGGCCGAAGCGCUGGCCACCCUUCAAACGCACGGAAAAACGAUUCGCUACAUCACGAACAACAGCGUACGAUCGUUCGAUAGCUAUGCCACUCAGUUUCAAUCACUUGGAGUAUCGUUGGAACCGUCGGAUAUUAUCCAUCCGGCCCUUUCGGUGGUUCGGUAUCUCAAGUCGGUAAGCUUCGAAGGUCUGAUCUACUGCAUCGCCACGGAAAGCUUUAAAACGGUUCUCCGUGAGGCAGGAUUCGUACUGUUGGAUGGACCCAGCGAUCCGGUUGAAGAAUCUUUCAAAAAGAUCAUUGCCACCGUCCACGAUCGGAGUCCGGUGCGAGCUGUCAUCGUGGAUGUGGAUUUCAAUGCAAACUAUCCGAAGCUGUUGCGAGCAGAGUUGUACCUUAAAAAUGACCCAAACUGUCUGUUGAUUGCCGGUGCAACGGAUAAAUUGCUGCAUGCAAAGCGUGACUUCGAUCUGAUCGGUCCGGGAUAUUUCCUCGACAUACUGGAACAGGCAACCGGCAGGAAAGCGAUCGUUUUGGGGAAACCCGGUGUUCCUCUGGCGGAACAGGUUCUGGUCCUGUACGCAGUCGGAAGUCCGCGGCGUGUUUUGUUCGUUGGAGAUAUGCCCGGCCAGGAUGUUGCAUUCGGAAGUUGCUGCGGAUUCCAAAAGCUUCUCGUCCUGUCGGGUGGAACAUCGCGGCAGGAAAUGAUGCAACUGAAGGAUCCGGAUUGUGUGCCGGAUUACUACGCCGAUAGUUUGGCCGAUAUCGUUCGUCUGUUUCAGUAGGCCGAAAGGAUUUCUCUAUACACUGAACAGUUAGAUGGCGUGGUUUUUUUUUACACAGAGAGGAUUAUUCCGUAUAUUUCAUACUCUAAAUCCGUUGAAAAUAUAUAUAGAUUUGUUCCAGUAAGAGA